Molecule: messenger RNA, 1001 nt
Organism: Maniola jurtina (meadow brown)
Lineage: Eukaryota; Metazoa; Arthropoda; Insecta; Lepidoptera; Nymphalidae
Exons: 1
Coding region: 1-849 (282 amino acids)
Source: RefSeq, a predicted model, not a curated record
AUGUCGAACUUCGAGCAACUGUUACGCGAGCUUAGAUGCGACAUCAGAAAAGAUUCGGAGGAGUCACUCAGAAUAGUGGAAGAGCGAAUCACAAAAAGUAUUAACGAAAAUAUAGAUACAAAAUUCGAAGACAUUCAAGCGCAGAUUGAAAUAAUAAAGAAGAACAAUAACGAGCAAAAUGAGAGGAUUCUUGCAAUAGAAAAACAGAUGAAAUGCAGGAAUAUAAUAUUUUUUGGAGUUGAAGAAGGGGAAAAAUCUUAUAAAGAAUUAGAAAACAAAAUAAUAAAUAUAGUAAAAACAGAAAUAAAGGUGGAUUGCAACAGUAACGAAAUUGAAAUAACAAGAAGGAUGGGGAAAAAGGCAGAAAAUAAAAUAAGACCUAUAGUAGCCACUUUUACAACUUAUGGCAAAAAGAUUUCUAUUCUCAAAAAUAAACAGCACCUUAAAAACAAAACAAUUUAUUUGAAGGAAGACUACCCAAAACAAAUAUUGGAAAAAAGAAAACAGCUUCAAGACCAAUUGCAACAAGCACGAAAGGAAGGAAAGUUCGCAUAUCUACGCCAGGAUAGGCUAAUAAUACAUGAACCAAAUAAAACUCGAAAGAAUGCUGAAAGUACAAAUAGUCAAAGUUCUAGGAAGAGAGAAUUAGAGUCUACCCCUCCGAGUCAAAUGAGCAAUCCUUAUGCUCAAGUUAAUCAACCUUCAACAAAUUAUCACAUGGCAAAGAAAAAUAAACAUAAGAGGAAUAUUCAGAAUAAGGGGCAAAGCUCCAUGAAUAGUUUUCUACAAAAACCACCAGCACCAAAAAUAUUUACUGCAGUCACACUCGAUGAGGAAUGCGAUGAAUAGUAAUUACCACAGCCCCUCCAUCCAGUAUAAACCCUGCUGCCCACUCAGCACAAUUUACAUAACAAGCAAUAAAAAGAAAAACUUUUAAGAAAAAAGUCUCCCAACCCGGCUGGUCACCGUGGGAGAGCUAGACCAGUACCCUCCAGUCAUAA